Molecule: messenger RNA, 1942 nt
Organism: Rana temporaria (common frog)
Lineage: Eukaryota; Metazoa; Chordata; Amphibia; Anura; Ranidae
Product: protein QNR-71-like
Exons: 11
Coding region: 57-1814 (585 amino acids)
Biological process (GO): cell adhesion
Molecular function (GO): integrin binding
Source: RefSeq, a predicted model, not a curated record
UAGUAGAGUUUAAAUACCGCUGUGCUGGAAGGAGAGGAAACAAUUCACUUUUUGCAAUGCAGGCUGCAGUGGUGAGGGGCUGCUUGGUGCUCAGUGUCUGGCUGAUCUCUGCUGCCCAGGCAGGAACACGUUUCCAAGAUGUGUCAGAGUUCAGAAGGACUGGCCAUGAAAAUAACCUUUUACAUGGUUGGUCACUGGCCAACAGCUCUUGGGAUGACAAUCUUUAUCCUGCCUGGAAAUCUGGUGAUCCUAGAUGGGAAAACUGUUGGCGAGGUGGCAAAGUAGUGGCACAUUUGACCAGUGACAGUCCUGCACUGAUAGGGUCAAAUGUUACAUUUUCUGCGGCUCUGCAGUUUCCCAGAUGUCAAAAGGAGAAUGAAGAUGGGGAUAUAGUCCAUCAACGAGGCUGUGCUAAUGUUUCCUCCAGUGAUCAGUAUGUGUAUAAUUGGACCAAAUGGGUACAGUUCUGUAAUGAAGGAAACUGCAGUUUUUCUAACCAGUUUCCAGAUGGAAGACCAUUUCCUCACCACCAUGACUGGAGACACCAUAACUUCAUCUACAUCUUUCAAACACUGGGCCAGUACUAUCAGACUACUGGAAGAUCUUCAGCUGUUCUCUCAAUAAAUACUACAAACAUCACAGAUGGUGCAUAUAUGAUUGAGGUGACUGUUUUUAGGAGAGGCAAUCAAAGGCAUUACCCUGUUGCUAAAGCAAGUGACCUGUACAUUGUAACAGAUCAAAUUCCUUUCUAUGUGAACAUUUCACAGAAAAAUGACAAGAAUUCCUCUGACCACAUCUAUAUCAAAGAUUCUCCAAUUUCAUUUGAUGUUAAAAUCCAUGAUCCGAGCCACUACCUCAACAAAUCUAUCCUGUCUUUUAACUGGACCUAUGGUGAUGGCAAUGGCUCCUUUGUGUCCAAUAACCCAGUCUCCACUCAUACUUACACCUUGCUUGGAAACUUCAGUCUGAACCUAACCAUCAAAGCUGCCAUUCCAGGACCCUGUAAACAAGCUACACCUCUUCCUACAACGAGAGCACAAACUACGCAGAUGCCAACAACUACCACACCCCAUACUACAAACACAACCAGUAACAGCACAGAAGUGCCACCCUUCAUAACUGAGACCUUUCCACUAACUACAGAACAACAGAAUGCUACUACCCAUGAUAUCCCCACUACCCAUUCAACUAUCCCGACAACUACCUCUGUACCUGGGUGCUUUAUCUACAGAUAUGGCUACUACAAUGCAAGCAUUACAAUUGCAGAUGGCAUCCUUGGUAUGAGUAUUAUUGAAAUGAACACUAUCCAAAUGCCCUCUCAGGCUGAAAAUUCUGUAAUUGAUUUUGUGGUGUCCUGUGAAGGCAGUAUGCCUACAGAUGCCUGCACAAUUGUUUCAGAUGCUUCUUGCAUGAUUCCUCAGGAUGUGGUUUGUGAUCAGAUUCCAGCUUCAGACCAGUGCCUCUUGACCCUACGAAGAACAUUUGCAGAACCAGGAUCCUACUGUGUCAAUAUUACCCUAAGUGAUGAUGCAAGUCUGGCUCUUGCCAGUACCCUGGUCUAUGUAGAUGCAGGAUCUGGAACAAAAACGACCUAUGUAGUCCUGGCUAUAUUUGGAUUGGUGGUCCUUCUUGCAACAGUGGCUGGUGUUCUUCUGUACAGGAAAUACAAGGAGUACAAGCCCAUCGGGAAUUCAACAGAUGGAAGUGGUGGCAGUCAGAUCAGUGUGUACUUCAGACAAGUCAAAGAUGCCUUGCUUCAUGGAAACCACAAUGAGUAUGAUCCACUGCUGAAAAACAAAUCUGGAAUAAUCUAGUAACUUGCUGCAAUGCCCUUGCACUGUAUAAACUUGCAUCGUUUCAGAUAUUUGCUACUGACUAUAAUGGUCUGUUACAGGGGGUAAAAUCAAAUAAAAAGCUCCCUUCUUUAAAAUGGUGUAUCAUA